This is a messenger RNA of Hypomesus transpacificus, 2251 nucleotides long. RefSeq names its product cAMP-dependent protein kinase type II-beta regulatory subunit. Gene Ontology annotation, biological process: regulation of protein phosphorylation. NCBI's taxonomy places the organism in Eukaryota, Metazoa, Chordata, Actinopteri, Osmeriformes, Osmeridae. The record is from RefSeq and is a predicted model, not a curated record. The transcript is spliced from 11 exons. Gene Ontology annotation, molecular function: cAMP-dependent protein kinase regulator activity. The coding region runs from base 301 to 1515 and encodes 404 amino acids. Gene Ontology annotation, cellular component: cAMP-dependent protein kinase complex.
UUUUUGCCAUCGCUGCGGAUCGCAUACGCAAUCCCUGGGUGGGUGGUUGCCAUGGAUUCCUGGGUCACAUGCGUGGGUUUCCUGUAGCCAGCAGCAAAAGAUGCUAGGACCAGAAAUCAGAGCCAUUUUCAUUCAACAUAUUGAAAGGAUUUCAUCUGGAUUGAAUGGAGACCAAGAAUCGGAUUAUUACAGCGACAGAAUUAUUUUUUUGUUCAUGUACAAGUACAAUCGAUGUAAAUAGCCGUUGUCCAUUUCGCAGCAAACCAUUUUGUACUUAUUUCUCGUAGAUUUACAACAGGAAUGAGUAUAGAAAUUCCUGCAGGACUGACGGAGCUAUUGCAAAGCUUUACCGUAGAAGUGUUGAGGAAUCAGCCUACAGAUUUGCUUGAGUUUGCUGUGCAUUAUUUUUCCGAUUUGAAGGACAGUGAAACUAGUGGGGCCGCGUUUGGCAAUGACCAAAAUUCGACCACAAGACCUGGGAAAGCGGUCAACUUCAUCGAAGAAACCAUGCAAUAUGAUUCAGAAAAUGGAGAAGAGGAGGAUGAGGACGACGAAGAAUUCGUAGCCCCAGUGAUCAACAGAUUCAUCAGAAGAGCCUCAGUAUGUGCAGAGGCCUUCAACCCCGAUGAAGAAGACGAAGAAAAAGAGCCAUGGGUCAUCCAUCCUAAAACGGAUGAACAGAGGCAGAGGCUACAGGAGGCGUGUAGGGACAUCAUUCUGUUCAAGAACUUGGACACGGAACAAAUGUCUCAAGUGCUAGAUGCCAUGUUUGAGAAGGUAUUUGAAGUGGAAGAGCACGUCAUUGAUCAAGACGAUGAUGGCGACAACUUCUAUGUCAUUGAAAGAGGUACACUGGAUAUAUUCAUGAGAGCUGACGGUGUAGAAAAAAACGUUGGAUCUUAUGACAACAAGGGCAGCUUUGGGGAGCUGGCACUGAUGUACAACACCCCUAGGGCAGCUACCAUCAUUACCACCUCACCAGGAGCACUUUGGUGUCUGGACCGUCUGACAUUCAGGAGGAUCAUUGUUAAGAACAAUGCCAAAAAGAGGAGGCUGUAUGAGGCUUUCAUUGAGACAUUACCACUGCUAACUUCAUUAGAGCUCUCUGAGAGAAUGAAGGUCGUAGAUGUGUUGUCCUCAAAAGUUUACUGCGAUGGAGAACAGAUUAUUGCUCAGGGUGAUCUAGCAAAUUGUUUCUACAUUGUUGAAUCUGGCCAAGUUAGAAUCACAAUGAAGAGAAGCAGGACGAAAAAAGACCAAGAGGAUGAAGAGGUGGAUAUAGCCACAUGCUCCAGAGGGCAGUAUUUUGGCGAGUUGGCACUUGUCACAAAUAAACCCAGAGCCGCGUCAGCCUAUGCUGUUGGAAGCGUGAAGUGUUUAGUUAUGGACAUUCAAGCCUUUGAGAGAUUGCUGGGACCAUGCAUGGACAUCAUGAAGAGAAACAUUGCCAAUUAUGAAGAGCAGCUGGUUACCCUCUUUGGGAGUAGCACUGACAUUGAGGAUCAAAAUGCAUGAGAAUGAGAAAAGAAAUAACCAGCAAUGAACUUUACUGAGCUGAAGAAUGGUGGUAUUGGGGGAUGAAAAAUUAUACUAAUUAUUAUUUUUUAUUACUAUCUUUUUAUUAUUAAUUUUCCUAUCCAAAAUGGGAAAUUCUUUAUCUUACCAUUAAGGGAAACAUUUUAAAAUAUAGAUACAAAUAGUAUAUUGUCCAAGUUUACAAACAAUGGUAAAAUAUUUGUUGUGGAAGAUUAGAUUGAAGUUUAUUCUUAAACAUAGAGACUCUUAUUUUUUUGUCACAAAACAAAUAGUUUUCAUCAUAUGAUUUAUGUUUUUAUUGUCUUUCAGCAUCACUUGUUUGCUUACCACUUCUGUGACAGCAUAUAGUAUAUCCUACCAUGAUAUUCUUAAUGACAAUGUCAUAUAGGACAAACAUUCCUGUGCCAAAGGUGAUUAAGUAUAGAUGACAGCCAACUAUUUGCUCUAUUAUUUAAUAAUAACAUUUUAAUAAUUACAUUUUCCUAUUGUCACACUUUGAGACUUUUUCUUUCAGAGGAAGAUUUCUGUGUAAUCAGGUUUUGUACUACAACAGCUGUCUUGUUACCUUUUUUCAUCAGAGAAUGUACAUUUACUGUUUGGGGAAAUAUGUCUAUAUACAGUAGGCUAUAUGUAAUUUAAUGAACUGUUAUUUAUUGUUUACCAUGUGUAAUAUGGCAGUAAUGCCAUAAUUUUGCAUAAAAACAUCACAAACGUG